Molecule: messenger RNA, 1357 nt
Organism: Blepharisma stoltei
Lineage: Eukaryota; Ciliophora; Heterotrichea; Heterotrichida; Blepharismidae
Source: the annotation of a GenBank genome assembly
AUGUCACACAAUGAAAAGCCUCAGGAUAAAGUAUUAAGAAUUCGAUCAGGUACUCCACAAGGCAGAUCCAGCCUUCAAAGAUCAAGAUCUCCUUUAAUAGAGCAGACAUCUUUACAAGCUAUCAAUUUAAAAUCAAAAAUUGAUAUACAGCUCUAUUCCAAAGAUGCAGUAAGAACGCUUACACAUGAAAAUUUAUCUAAGUCACGAUCACAGUCCAGAUUAAAACUAAAUUCCUCAUUAAAAGCAAAAAGCCCAGAAAGCCUAUUCACAACAAGUUUUGCUGAUAUAGAACAAACUAAUUCUGAUUACGCAACUCCGUCAACUAAGUCAACAAUAGAAAAACAUAUUGAUAUCUAUGCAUUUGAAUCAAAAAUUAAUUACCAUUUACAAAGAUUUGGCGAAGAGAGCGCCACUAGCUUUGACAAGUUCAAAAUUUAUAAUCAAAUGUGGGAUGAGCUUAUUUCAAUAGAAAACCCAUAUUCAAAAGUGAUGAGGCAGAUAAAAAAUGGAUAUGAUGAGUGGAUAAAUUUUUUAGAAAAAGAAUUAAAAACAAAAACCAGCGAAAUUGCUGCGUUAAAUAGCAAGCUUAAAGAAGAAGCCCACACAUUAAAAUUGUUCAGAAAAAGGUUUAAAAAGCUUGCUAUUGAAAAUAUGGAAUUAAAUUCAAAUUUAAGUGAUAAAAAUAAAGAAAAUGAUUUAUUACAAGAAAAAAUCGAUUCUUUGAAAGUGAUAUUGAAGAAUGAAAAGAAAAAUAACAAAGAAGUGAUAAAGGAUACGAAAAAUGACAAUGAUACGCUAAAAGAGCUUCUUAAGCAGUCAAAAGAUUACGCAAAAGAGUUAAAACAGAGACUGAAAAUAUUUAGAGAUCUGGUGAAUGCAGUUAAGUCUAACGGAAUCCCAGUUGAAGAUAUUUAUAAUCAGAUAGUAAAAAGUAAAGCAAGACCAGCUAUUAUUAAUUCAAUUGAUUCGAAAAUCUCAUUUGGCUCUUCCAAUUCUCUUUUGAACCAAAUGUCAAGUAAAGAUCUUGACCACUUAAGUACAAUUGACUUCAUUUACUCCCCAAGCGCUGUUUGCAGUGACAUCGGAGAGAUUCUCACAUACAAAGAAUCCAACGAAGACUCAGUAUUUAAUGCUUUAUAGCCCACGCCUUCUUUUGGCUCGGCUAUGCCGACGUCUGAAGAGGAGUUAGUUUUGCCAGCAUUUAUUGGUUCCCAGAUGACCAGUCCACUUUAUAUCAGAGAUUUGCCAUCUGGGUAGUUGGUUUUACCACAAAAUGUUGAUAAAGCCAAACCCUUCUGAAGUUAGGAGCCCGAGCCAAAAGCAGGCUUAGGCUAUAUCUGAAAUAAAAGAUGUAUAG